AUGGAUGAGGCCAGUAUUGAAAAGGCCGGUUUAAUGCCUGUGAAAACAGAUUUAAUAAAAAUCAUGCAAGCAAAAGAUCAUGAAGAUAUUAGCCGAUUAAUGACAUUGCCCGGUUAUACAUCACUAAUUGCUUAUUGGGUUGGUUUGGAUUCAAAAUCACCGGAUACUUAUGUUCUGUAUCUUGGCCAGGGUGAACUCGGAUUACCUGAUCGUAAUUACUAUCUUGAUAAUACACCACAAAUGAGAGAAACCCGUAAAAAUUAUAUCAGUUAUAUUGAAACUAUUCUGAAAUUAACAGGUGAAAAAGACGUUAAAAAAAGAUCACAACAGAUCUUGACUUUGAAAAAUCUAUUGCUGAAGUCCAGUGGAGCCUUGAAAAUUGCCGGGAUACCAUCAGAAACUACCACCCAAUGA
This is a messenger RNA of Cooperia oncophora, 414 nucleotides long. The record is from the annotation of a GenBank genome assembly. Lineage: Eukaryota; Metazoa; Nematoda; Chromadorea; Rhabditida; Trichostrongylidae.